GGUCACACUCAAGCCAACCGCAUUUUUUUCUGUGAAAGUUGGAAAAUUAGCCGAAAAGAUUGUAAAUAUUUAUUAAAAACAGCCAAAAACCGCACUUCAAUAAGCAGUAAAAAUGGCGCGAAAGAAUGCCCAGGCGGAGGACCUCUCGAACGUGGAGUUCGAGACGAGCGAGGACGUGGAGGUGAUUCCCACCUUCAACGCCAUGAACCUGAAGGAGGAGCUGCUACGCGGCAUCUACGCGUACGGCUUUGAGAAACCCUCGGCCAUCCAGCAGAGGAGCAUCAAACCCAUUGUCAAGGGACGCGAUGUGAUUGCCCAGGCGCAAUCGGGAACGGGUAAAACGGCCACCUUCUCCAUCUCCAUCCUGCAGAGCCUGGACACCACGCUGCGGGAGACCCAGGUCCUGUGCCUGUCGCCCACCCGCGAGUUGGCCGUGCAGAUCCAGAAGGUGAUCCUGGCCCUCGGCGACAUGAUGAACGUCCAGUGCCAUGUGUGCAUCGGCGGCACCAACCUGGGCGAGGAUAUCCGAAAAUUAGACUACGGCCAGCACAUUGUGAGCGGCACUCCCGGACGAGUAUUCGACAUGAUCAAGCGACGGGUGCUGCGAACAAGGGCCAUCAAGAUGCUGGUGCUGGACGAAGCCGAUGAGAUGUUGAACAAAGGCUUUAAGGAACAGAUUUACGAUGUGUAUCGCUACUUGCCACCUGCCACACAGGUGGUGCUCAUCUCGGCCACCUUGCCCCACGAGAUACUCGAAAUGACCUCCAAAUUCAUGACAGAUCCCAUUCGCAUCUUGGUCAAGCGCGAUGAAUUGACGCUGGAAGGCAUUAAGCAGUUCUUCGUGGCCGUGGAGCGUGAGGAGUGGAAAUUCGACACUCUGUGCGAUCUGUACGACACCCUGACCAUUACCCAGGCCGUUAUCUUCUGCAAUACUAAGCGCAAGGUGGACUGGCUGACGGAGAAGAUGCGCGAGGCCAACUUCACAGUGAGCUCCAUGCACGGCGACAUGCCGCAAAAGGAGCGUGACGAGAUCAUGAAGGAGUUCCGAGCCGGCCAGUCGCGUGUCCUCAUUACAACCGACGUGUGGGCUCGCGGUAUUGAUGUGCAGCAGGUCUCGCUGGUCAUUAACUACGAUUUGCCCAACAAUCGUGAGCUGUACAUCCACCGCAUCGGUCGGUCGGGUCGCUUCGGACGCAAGGGUGUCGCCAUCAACUUUGUCAAGUCCGACGAUAUCCGCAUCCUGCGCGACAUUGAACAGUACUACUCUACACAAAUCGACGAGAUGCCCAUGAACGUGGCCGACUUGAUCUAAGCUAAUAUUCUAUUUCUACUUUUAUGUAACGCAUCUUUUCCUAGCCGUAACAACAAACGAAUGAAGUAAAUACAUUUGAAGAGUAUUUGGCUUUCGAUAGACAACCAAAAUCUGUAUAAUAAUAAAUAACACAUAAGAAUUUAAUACAGAAA
Drosophila subpulchrella is the source of this 1464-nucleotide messenger RNA. Its product is annotated as eukaryotic initiation factor 4A-III. Gene Ontology annotation, molecular function: ATP binding; mRNA binding; RNA helicase activity. Bases 113 to 1312 code for a protein of 399 amino acids. Gene Ontology annotation, cellular component: nucleolus; catalytic step 2 spliceosome. Lineage: Eukaryota; Metazoa; Arthropoda; Insecta; Diptera; Drosophilidae. The transcript has 4 exons. The record is from RefSeq and is a predicted model, not a curated record.